GCUGUCGGUGUAGCCCAAGUGAGAUAUGAAAGUAACACACUGCCAGCCACAAGGUCCACAGAACUGUCUGAUGAGGACUUCGGAUGCCUGGAAUUGGCAGAUGGGACAGCGAAGAGGACAGAUUAGAUUCAGCUUGAAGUGAAGAUGUCCCGAGAACAGCUGGUUGUACAACGGGCCAGGAAGUCCUUCCAGACAGGGACAACCAGACCUCUGGAGUACAGGAGCCAGCAGCUGAAGAGCCUGCUGCGCUUCAUCUCAGAGAGACGCAGGGACAUCGCAGAUGCUGCCAGAAGGGACCUCGGAAAGAGUGAACAUGGGACCGAGCUGUUUGAGACACUGGGACUGGAGGGAGAGAUCAAGCUGGCUAUAGCGAAACUGGCAGAGUGGGCGGCUCCUCGGCCGGUAGAGAAGGACCUCCUAACCAUAUCAGAUGAGGUUUAUGUACAUCCGGAGCCCCUGGGAGUGGUGCUCAUCAUCGGGGCCUGGAACUACCCCUGGGCCGUCACCCUCCAGCCGCUGGUCGGAGCUAUUGCUGCUGGCAAUGCAGCAGUAAUAAAGCCAUCUGAGGUCAGCUCUCACUCCGCCAAGGUCAUGGAGGAACUUCUCCCUCAGUAUCUAGACAAAGAUCUGUACCCAGUGGUGACAGGUGGAGUGUCAGAGACCCAGGAGCUGCUGAAGCAGAGAUUUGACCACGUCUUCUACACAGGGGGCAGCACAGUGGGUAAACUGGUGAUGGAGGCUGCAGCUCGCCACCUCACCCCGGUGACCCUGGAGCUGGGAGGGAAGAGCCCCUGCUACAUCGACAAGAACUGUGACAUCACUGUCGCGUGUCGUCGCAUCACAUGGGGAAAGUUUGUCAACUGUGGCCAGACAUGCAUCGCUCCAGACUACAUCCUGUGUGAACCCUCCGUCCAGAGCCGAGUAGUAGAAGAGAUCAAGAAGAGCAUCAAGGAGUUUUACACAGAUAAUCCAAAAACCUUUGAGGACUACGGACGCAUUAUUAACCAGCGGCACUUUAAGAGGGUCAUGGCUCUCAUGGAGGGGAGCACAGUUGCUGUUGGUGGAGACAGUGAUGAAUCCCAGUGCUACAUAGCCCCCACUGUGUUGAAGGAUGUGACGAGGGAUUCCAAAGUGAUGAAGGAGGAGAUCUUUGGGCCUCUGCUGCCCAUCAUCACAGUGAGCGGUGUAGACGAGGCCAUCCAGUUCAUUAAUGAGAGAGAAAAAGCUCUGGUUGUAUACGUCUUCUCCCAUGACAACAAGCUGAUCAAAAAGGUGAUCGCUGAGACGUCCAGUGGAGCUCUGCUGGCUAAUGACUGUCUGGUACACUUCACUGUUAGCUCUCUGCCCUUUGGAGGAGUUGGUAACAGUGGUAUGGGCUGUUACCACGGCCGGCACAGCUUUGACCAGCUCAGCCACCUGCGCAGCUGCCUGAUCAAGCAGCUGAAGAUGGAGGUAGUCAACAGCAUGCGUUACCCACCUCACACCGCCAAAAAGCUGGGCUGGGCUCGAUUCUUUCUGCUCCAGCAGGUCAAUGUGUGCAGGCUGCAGCGCAUGUCAAUGCUGGCCAUGUUUGCUGCCUUGGCAGCAUUUGUGGUGCAGAGAUUCAUGCGACGAGCCAGUUGAACGCUGUGCGGGUGCAGGUGAUUCUGGGACAGCUACACGCUCCUGACCUAUGUGAAAUACAGCGCUGCUGUACAUGGGUCCAUAUCAUUUAUCAUUCAUGUAGACAUAUUUGACUGAUAAAUGUCCUUUUUAAAAAUU
Messenger RNA from Siniperca chuatsi (mandarin fish), 1761 nucleotides. RefSeq names its product aldehyde dehydrogenase family 3 member A2-like. The transcript is spliced from 11 exons. Gene Ontology annotation, cellular component: cytoplasm. Gene Ontology annotation, biological process: aldehyde metabolic process. The record is from RefSeq and is a predicted model, not a curated record. The coding region runs from base 145 to 1623 and encodes 492 amino acids. Lineage: Eukaryota; Metazoa; Chordata; Actinopteri; Centrarchiformes; Sinipercidae. Gene Ontology annotation, molecular function: aldehyde dehydrogenase (NAD+) activity.